Rotaria sp. Silwood2 is the source of this 342-nucleotide messenger RNA. Lineage: Eukaryota; Metazoa; Rotifera; Eurotatoria; Philodinida; Philodinidae. The record is from the annotation of a GenBank genome assembly.
AUGUACGUCUAUGAUAAAGAUGAAGAUCUAAUAUCGGUUUAUUUUAUUAAAAAUAAUAGUAUUCUUAGUUCACUUUUUCGUAUGAUUAAUUUUCAAUCAAAAAUUUCAUCUGAUAUAUCACAAUCAUGUUGGACAGUUGUUGGUGAAUAUCAAUAUAAUCAAGAUAAUUAUUCUAUUUUGUAUUUAUUUGUAUUUAAUGAUAUAGAUUUAUUACAUUUUGAAAUAGGUCAUCAAGUCAAAGGACCAUUUAAAGAUUAUGUAUCAAAAAAAAAAAUUUUCCAUCGAGAAAAACAAGAAAAUUGUUUUCAAAUUUAUUGUAUAAAAUUAGAGUUCUUUAAAUAA